GUCCGUUGUUUUCAUCCUCUUGUCCUUUUUAUAAACCAUCUCACUGCUAUGGCGGCGCGUUCCAUCCACAUAGUGCUAAGCGUCGCUUGGCAAGAUGCCGGUGAUACCACACGUGCAAUCGCAAUGGCCGUUGCUUUGCGGGAUAUGUGCCCGCCUGACGUUGAACUGAAGAUUGACUUCUUGUCCUGUGGCGCACGCUUUGAAUACCAGAUCACGGAUGCGGGAUUCAACAUUGUUCCAGCUCAACCACGUGUGAAAGGCAUCUCUGUGGCACAUGAUCUAGGAUGGGACUGGCCUGAGUUCUUUGGUUCGGAGGAGAUUGCAAAGUCGUUCAUUGAUGGCCAGCUCGCCGCGUUUAAGGAGCUGAAGCCAGACAUCGUGUUCCAUGGUAUGUGGGCUCCGGCUUCCAUCGCUGCACGGUUACUGGGAAUUCGAACCAUCAACUUCCUGCCGGUCCCGCUACACCAUGGAGCCUUUGCCCAUGGCCUUGUUCGCGAUCUGCCUGAUCUUAUUCCGCUGUUCACACGCCUUCCUCGGCCGAUCCGACAGCGGAUCGCAUGGUGGGCCAGCGGCUUGAUGAUCAAGGCUCCCAUUUUCCACCAGAAGCGCCUAGGUGCGGCAGCAGCGGCUUGCGGCUGGCCGAUUUCAGGGCCAAUCUCCCUCUUCGACAUGAAUAUGGCAGAUCUGAACUUGGUUAACGAUCAUCCUGUCUUCCAUCAAGAAUACCUACACCGCCUCCCUAAGAACAUAGUUCUCACAGGUCCAUUAUACGCACGGAGCGACGCCGAACUAGACGAUGAUAUCGCAAAACAUUUGACAAAGGGGCCUGGUCCGUCAAUCUUGGUCACCAUGGGUAGUUCUGGCACAGAAGAAUUCCUGUUCGAGGCAAUCAAAGCUCUCACAAUGAACCCGGAAGACGACUGGAAUGCCGUCGUCCUCGCUUCAAAGUCCAUCUGCGAUAUCAACAAGGCUAACGAGGUCGCGGGCGGAGAUUCACGUCUCCUUGUAACCGAUCGAUUUAUCCCUGCGUCCGCUGCAAACGCACUCGCGGACUUGAUUGUCACACACGGAGGCCAAGGAACCGUACAAUGCGCGCUAGCCGCAGGGAAACCCCUUGUCGGCGUUGCACUACAAGUCGAACAGCAAACAAACCUCGACAACACCAUGAAUUCCGGGGCGGGUAUCCGUGUGCAGAAGCAAUUCUGGAAAGCCAGAAACAUUCGCAACAACAUAUUAACAGUACUAAACGAGCCAUCGUAUGCUGCAAAGGCGAGGAUGCUGGCGGAGAAAUUGAACUCCAUGGACGGUGCGAAGACGGCGGCGGAGGUCAUGUGGAAUUUCAUCCUAGAACACCCGAUGGAAAAGAUGGAAGCUCCAUAGUUUCAUUGAUUAGGUCUUCCGGUCAGAUUGUAACAAUGGAUGUGUAGACGUGGGGGUCUUCAAGAGUUUAGGGUAUCGUCAUAGAUUUAGGCUGUCAUGAUAUAAACAUUACAC
Molecule: messenger RNA, 1494 nt
Organism: Pyrenophora tritici-repentis Pt-1C-BFP
Lineage: Eukaryota; Fungi; Ascomycota; Dothideomycetes; Pleosporales; Pleosporaceae
Product: Glycosyl transferase, related to UDP-glucuronosyltransferase
Molecular function (GO): glycosyltransferase activity
Source: RefSeq, a predicted model, not a curated record